Molecule: messenger RNA, 2695 nt
Organism: Brassica napus (rape)
Lineage: Eukaryota; Viridiplantae; Streptophyta; Magnoliopsida; Brassicales; Brassicaceae
Product: phenylalanine ammonia-lyase 3-like
Exons: 3
Coding region: 559-2655 (698 amino acids)
Biological process (GO): L-phenylalanine catabolic process
Cellular component (GO): cytoplasm
Molecular function (GO): phenylalanine ammonia-lyase activity
Source: RefSeq, a predicted model, not a curated record
UUAAAACUAAUUAAAAAUGAAUAGAUUAAAUGUAAUCUUUAUAUAUUCCAGCUAAUAUUUGUUCCUGGUACGGAGGCAGUUUUUUUCCUGCUGGGGUUAAAUUAACAACAACUACAUUUUAUGGGGUCAGUUAGUAAAUUUAUUGAUAUUUCAUCUGAUUUUAGAAAGAAAAUACAAGUAAAUUUCAUUUUUUUAAUCAUAUGGGUCAUGUGACCCCCGCCACUGCCUGGUACCCAUUAAUAAACUAGUUUCUGAAUGGAUGAAACCAAUAAUAUUCCAUGGAAAAUGAUUUUGCAUCGGCCACUAAUAUAUAACAACCCACUCCCUACAUAAAAUAAUAUCCGCAACCCCCACUCAACCACUGUUUACAAAUUAUUUGCUUACACUAACGAAUCUUAACAUACAAAUAAUUCAUGGAGCUAGCUCGAUCUACAACUAUAUAAGUGACACUGGUAAUGGUAGUUUUGGCAUCAGUACUUGAAAGCAACAAAGGUUACUACACUGUCUAAUACAUUUUUAUCGGCUUUCCAAAAACAAAGCAAAACUCUUGUUGUGAUCAUGGAAUUUUGUCAACCAAACAAAAACAACGGAAGUGCGUCUAGUGAUCCACUUAAUUGGAACGCAGCGGCCGAGGCUUUGAAAGGGAGCCACGUGGAGGAUGUGAAGAAGAUGGUGGAGGACUAUAGGAAAGGAACGGUGCGGCUCGGUGGAGAGACGCUGACUAUCGGUCAGGUUGCGGCCGUUGCGAGCAAAGGGACGACGGUGGAGCUUUUGGAGGAGGCUCGUGCCGGCGUGAAGGCUAGUAGUGAGUGGGUGAUGGAAAGCAUUAACCGUGGCACGGACACUUAUGGAAUCACCACUGGAUUUGGUUCUUCUUCUCGUAGGAGGACCAAUCAAGGUGCGGCUCUUCAAAAAGAGCUUAUUAGGUACUUGAACGCCGGAAUAUUCGCUACAGGCGACGAAGAUGACGACUUGUCAAACAUUCUUCCCCGUCCGGCAACAAGAGCGGCGAUGCUCAUCCGUGUCAACACACUCCUCCAAGGCUACUCUGGUAUCCGCUUCGAAAUCCUAGAAGCCAUCACAAAGUUCCUCAACCACAAAAUCACACCGCGCCUGCCUCUACGAGGCACCAUCACCGCCUCUGGUGACCUCGUUCCUCUAUCGUACAUCGCCGGUCUCCUCACCGGACGGCCCAACUCCCGAUCCGUGGGUCCAUCCGGUGAGAUCCUUACCGCCUUAGAGGCCUUCAAGCUAGCCGGAAUAUCUUCUCCUUUUGAGCUCCGGCCUAAAGAAGGGCUUGCGCUCGUGAACGGCACCGCGGUUGGGUCCGCUAUGGCCUCAAUAGUACUAUACGAGGCCAACGUUUUGGCAGUUUUUUCUGAAGUUGCUUCCGCCAUGUUUGCUGAGGUUAUGCAUGGGAAACCCGAGUUUACCGAUCAUCUUGUGCAUAAACUCAAGCACCAUCCUGGUCAGAUCGAAGCCGCGGCAAUCAGGGAACAUAUCUUAGACGGAAGCUCUUUUGUCAAAGAAGCUAUACGUCUCCACGAGAUUGAUCCGCUACAAAAACCUAAACAAGAUCGAUGCGCUCUGCGAACAUCACCACAGUGGCUUGGACCGCAGAUUGAAGUGAUCAGAGCCGCGACGAAAAUGAUUGAACGAGAGAUAAACUCUGUCAAUGAUAACCCGUUGAUCGAUGUGUCGCGAAACAAAGCUAUCCACGGUGGGAAUUUCCAGGGGACACCAAUAGGUGUCGCCAUGGACAACGCUCGUCUAGCCAUUGGUUCCAUCGGGAAACUAAUGUUUGCGCAAUUCACUGAACUCGUCAAUGAUUUCUACAACAACGGUCUACCUUCGAAUCUAUCCGGUGGGAGAAACCCUAGCCUUGACUACGGGUUCAAAGGCGCGGAAGUCCCCAUGGCUGCUUAUUGUUCCGAGCUUCAGUUCUUAGCUAAUCCUGUGACAAACCAUGUCCAAAGCACUGAGCAACAUAAUCAAGAUGUUAACUCUCUUGGUUUGAUCUCCAGCCACAAGACUGCGGAAGCUGUGAAUAUCCUCAAGCUUAUGUCAGCUACUUACUUAGUAGCUUUAUGCCAAGCCUAUGAUCUAAGACAUCUUGAAGAUAAUCUCAAGGAAACGAUUAAGGCGGUUGUGAACCAAACCGCGGAAAGACACACAUUCACUCUCAGCAAACCGUUCAUCGAACAGAACAUCCUCGGAGUUAUCGACCGCGAAUAUGUAUUUUCCUAUGUUUAUGACCUAAGCAGCCUCACUAACCCUCUAAUGCAGAAGCUGAGAAGCGUUCUUUUCGACCAUGCUUUAGCUGAACCGGAACAUGAGACGGAUUCGGGUUUUCGAAAAAUAGGAACAUUCGAAACAGAGCUGAAAUCUCUUCUACAUAACGAAGUUGAAAGAGUGUGGACCGAGUAUGAAAAGGGUAACUUUGUUGUGGCUAACCGGAUCAAAGAGUGUAGAUCGUAUCCGUUGUACCGGUUUGUACGGGAGGAGCUAGAGACGAGGCUACUAACCGGAGGGAGUGUCCGGACACCAGGUGAAGAUUUCGACGAAGUUUUUAAAGCCAUCUCUAAGGGAAAACUCAUAGAUCCUCUGUUUGAAUGCCUCAAGGAAUGGAACGGAGCUCCAAUCCCAAUCUCCUAAAAUGUUGUAUCCGACUCUACGUCAAGAAAUUCUUACGCAU